UUUAACUAUGGAAAGGAAAUAACGUGUACUUUGCUAAGACAAUAAGUCACAUUUGAUUUUGAAAAAAACAUAUAUCAGAAACAAUGGAUAACAUUACAGUUUCUGAGUGGAAUGAAAUGAUAACAAAGACUCUUAUACCAAACAUUGUUAUACUUACGAUUUAUGUAGUUCUUGGCACAUUUGGAAAUAUAUUAGUUUUGUUGGUUUAUUCUUUUCAAAUGAAAGGAUCGUCAGAUGAAAGAUAUUUCAUACCGAUUCUAGCUGUAUUUGACAUGGUUGUAACAAUUUAUUGUGGAAUAUUCUUAAUAAUACAAUGUUUUUACACGGUGACAUUUACUAACAAUGCAUUGUGUAAGACAGCACAAUUUUUUGCUGGAUUCACAACAUUUAUUCCGAUUCUUUUAUUACUUAUUAUCGCAGUUCAACGAUAUUUAAAAGUAUGUAUGCCUAAUAAACCAGUAAUGUCGCUUCGUGUUAAGAGAUUUGCGUUGUUUCUAGCAAUUGCUGUAUCAUUGAUAUGUGCAUUUCCGUUACCGUUCGUUUAUGGCUCUAUUCCAUUUCACAGUGUCAAUUUUGGAAUAACAGGAACAAAUUGUGGCAAAUUAAAAGAUGGUCAACAAUUAGCAAGGGCUGUAUAUGCAAUUGUGAUAGGCUUUCUUGCUGUUGCCACAGUAGCAACACUUAUUGUCUUAUACUCAAAAAUCGGAUACGCAGUUUUUCGUCAAUUCAAAUUGAACAAAUUAAAUAGUAAUCAAGAAGAAGUCAGAAAAUCAGAGAAAAAGGUUGACAACAAGGAAGUUUAUGAAGUAGGUCAAAAUGGCGGAAUACAAACUCCUGUAACUUCAGAUGCAGAUUCAAGCAUUUCAAAUACAAGUCUGGUCAAAAAUCACCAAACAACACUAUCUGGAUCCAAAAGAAGACAAAAAAGUAACCGUCGCAUAACUCACAAACUGACAAUGAUGUUUUUUGUUAUUACUUUGGUCUUUGUAUUAAGCUAUUUGCCAAAAGUUGUCUUACUUAUAAUUGAAGGAUUAUUCGAUGAUUUCUGGGAAAAUGUAUCAAACAAGGAGCGACCUGGCUUGUUUUUUAUAUAUGAAAUGUUUAUUAUAAACAAUAUCGUGAACCCUUUUAUUUAUGCCUUUAUGGACAUCAAGUUUCGCAAAAAAGCAACAGUUUUUUUAAGUCGUGUUUUGCACUGCAGAUUUUAAUUGUAAACAGUUAAAAAAGUAUGAACUAAUUUGCACUAUAACUUACACAUAUUACAAUACAUUGCAUGUAACAUAACUUAAUAAAAAUAAGGCCAUGACAAACCAAUUUGCUGUACAUGAAAUAAUCUAGUUUUAUCUGUUAUAUGAAAUGAUUUCUUUCCUCAUUUUUAUCAUCUUAAUGGAUAGGGAGAAAUUAUUAUGCAGAGAAAAAGCAUAUCUUUGUUAUUUAUUUUUUUUAUCAAUAUUUGGAGAGAGCAAAUAUUUUGUUUCUUAAUAAAUCUAAAAAUGCGAUACAUAUAAAUGAAAG
Molecule: messenger RNA, 1515 nt
Organism: Mytilus trossulus (common blue mussel)
Lineage: Eukaryota; Metazoa; Mollusca; Bivalvia; Mytilida; Mytilidae
Product: neuropeptide receptor 22-like
Exons: 1
Coding region: 84-1208 (374 amino acids)
Biological process (GO): neuropeptide signaling pathway
Cellular component (GO): plasma membrane
Molecular function (GO): neuropeptide receptor activity
Source: RefSeq, a predicted model, not a curated record